This is a messenger RNA of Pelobates cultripes (western spadefoot toad), 235 nucleotides long. NCBI's taxonomy places the organism in Eukaryota, Metazoa, Chordata, Amphibia, Anura, Pelobatidae. The record is from the annotation of a GenBank genome assembly.
UCCGCAGAUGCCCUUUUUGUUCCCGGCGACCACUAAAUCCCGGCGCCAAGGAUCUCGGGCCUAUCACACGGGAAGCCCGUGGCUGACAAGAGAAGGCUGCUCUGAUUCAAUCCUCGACCUCUUCACCAAGGAACUACUCGGUGAACCGACCGACUAUACAAUGGGACACAAAAACCUACGACUAAGCCAGCCAGAGAAAACCAGGACAUCGGGCAAAUGCUCGCCUCAGUGCCGU